GAAUCUGUCAAAACACAUAUUAAAAACAAAAGAGGCUUUGAUAAAACAUUGAAUAUAAAUUAUAGCUACACAAACCAAAAACCAGGACAAAAAACCUUUACUACAACAUAUACAAGCAGAGACCUACAAGAUCUAUCACACCAAUGUUCAUGGAUAUUAUUUAUGCACAAUAGGUAUAUUAGUGCUGAAGCACAAGCAGACGCUCAAAAGAAAUUCAGAUCAUUAAUAUUUUCGUCUAAGUAUAUCACAUUACUUGAAUUACAACUCUUUAAGGCUCAAUAUUACAAAAUGAGAGAAGAAGCAGCAAUCAACCAAUCCUUUGAAGGAGGAGGUUGGACAGACCUAAAAGAAAAACUACCUAAAGAAAGACACCCAGGAGAAGACUACUUCUUCCAAUUACAAUUUACAGGAGUACCAACAUCAUUUGAAACUGCUUUUUAA
Messenger RNA from Racocetra persica, 441 nucleotides. Lineage: Eukaryota; Fungi; Glomeromycota; Glomeromycetes; Diversisporales; Gigasporaceae. The record is from the annotation of a GenBank genome assembly.